Anarrhichthys ocellatus (wolf-eel) is the source of this 4412-nucleotide messenger RNA. RefSeq names its product RAS (RAD and GEM)-like GTP binding 2 (gene rem2). Gene Ontology annotation, molecular function: GTP binding; GTPase activity; calcium channel regulator activity. Bases 2069 to 2980 code for a protein of 303 amino acids. The record is from RefSeq and is a predicted model, not a curated record. Gene Ontology annotation, cellular component: plasma membrane. NCBI's taxonomy places the organism in Eukaryota, Metazoa, Chordata, Actinopteri, Perciformes, Anarhichadidae. The transcript has 5 exons.
AGUUUGCAGAAGGCAACAGAAAGCACAAUAAAGUGGGAUGUUUAAUGGUAGUGCAGGCAUAGCCUUGGCUUGGAGACUAACAACAUUAAAAACGCUCCACCAUCGACAACAAGGACAUCACUAAAAACAACAUGCGUCAUUGAUCAGGAAGCGGUUGUUUUUGUGCUUCUGACAACCUUUUUCAUAUGUGCAAAUCAGUCUACCAUAUAGAGUGGACCACAACUCUUAAAAACAGAGAACAACAGGUUAUUUUUUCACCCCCAAUGUCAGAGUCCAGUCACUGCGAGCAGUAGCCUACAUUGGUGUGUGGACCAGAGGAGGUUCAAACUCUGGGACAAAAUGUCACUUGAUGUGUUGUGGGAAGCGGAUUUUCUUUCUCACAUAUUUGACAGAUAUGAUUUGGGGUUACGGUGUUGUCGGUUCUCAAGGGGUUUUGUGAAUAAAUUGAACCAACAUAUUUUCUACUGAGUGCCAGUUAGCUUACACACACACAGUCGCAGACGAGUGUCAUCUUGGCAGCACUUUGUGAUGGACUCGAUAGCUAAAGGGUACAAAACACCAGUUCACUCAGAAACACACUUCCCUGCAACUGAGCAUUGUGACAGCUUAAAGUGUACUAAUACUCAGGAAAAAGAGAACUGGGGACACUGCUCAUAAAACAAAGAAUGUACGCCAACAGACAAACAGCACUGACCUACUAAUCGAAUCAGGGACGUUGCAGUUUUGUGCUAUGUGCUUUAACCAUUCUGCUAUCAGGACGCCUACAUUCAUGAUCAUUUCUAACUAGUUUCACAAAGCUUUAUCUUCUGACAGAUGAGCAUUUGAGCAUUUCUAUAAACCUAUGGCACUAAAGUAGUUGACAACCAUGCUUUCAUUUGAAAUUCAAUAAUUUACUCAAAUUAAAGGGGCAGUGCACUAUGAGCGUUGCAAUUUUCUUCAUUUGAGGGACUCAGGAGAGACCGAUCAAAAUAAAAAAGACUGCUCAAACUGGGCAGAGAUAUCCUGGGUCAAGCUCCCGCACAAGCAAAUGGAUCCUACAGCUCCCAUAAUGCAACACAUUUUUCUUUUCACUUAAACCCAAUCUGAUAUACAGUGAACUGAUGACAUCAUCAGGUUUAUUUUUUUUCACAGACCCCAGCUCCCACAGUACACAACAGUUUUCACAAAUGGAUUAGUAGUCCUCGUGACAAGAAAAAAACUGCUCUUCAUGAGUAAACUGUGUGAGCUGACCCUGUAAAUCCUCAAUCAAAGCUUAUUCUGGUCAUUUGAGGUAGAGGGAUCACAAUAUCAAAUCUAAUUCCUCUGUUCAAACAUGGCACAUUCUCCAAGAGACAUCCCUCUGCCUCCCUCUGGUGGCAGCGUCACCCGAGAGCGACCAAUAAAAAACUGAACCUCUGUCGUCCAACUUGAAAGAAACACACCGGGAAAAGCCCUGACCGGUGAGACCGAGGCACAUAUUGUGAAGGAGACGGCGCACCUGAGCUGGAUGAACUGAAACCAGGGGCACUGCACUACCCUCAUCAUCCCUUCAUCCACCUCCGACGCAACCCAAAGUAAGAUCACUCUCACAGAAGGACGCGCCCCCCCCCCCUCUCAUUACACCCUUUGAGAGAGAGAGAGAGAGAGAGAGAGAGAGAGAUAUAUGCAGGUACUAACUGAAGGUGGGGAGGGGAGCGCAGUCGCUGCUGGUCGUUGGGACGCCAAAAGGACAAGAGGGGGUGUGCUGUUGUGCUGAUGGCUUUCUUUCUAACUCGCUUCUUAUUCCGAACGGAGACGCAGGUGUAGCCUCUUGAUCCGCUCCCCCAGCCCGCUGCCACCUACCCCAGACGUCCAUGAGCCAAUACACCUCUACCUUCCAGUCACCAGAGGAGGAUUUUUACGCGCCGCGGGGUAUGAAGAACAUCAUCAUGUCAAAUGAGAUGUGGCGCUUCUCUUUCGUGCGCCGCCUGUAACCGCCGCUGUGAACGCGAUGCUGGGUCCGCACCCAGCGCAGAUGACCUGAACCGGGCGGCCUAGGCAGUUUGUAACUACAUCACCUGUUCCAUAAAGAGAAGACUUAUUGAUAACCAUGACGGACCAGUACCGUAUGUUUCUCACCACGGCGGCCCCCCUCCGGCGUGGAAGCACACCCCUGCCUCUCAAGCACCAGCUGCGGAGGGAAGAGGCCGUAUCUGAGGACUGUGAUUGGAUCCCGGGCAUUGAGGAGCCUAUCGGUGACACGGGGGUGACUCGGGAUGAUUCUGUCGGCCAAUUGGCAGCCGCCCAGUUGGCUUACCACAGCCACGGCGGGGCAUUGAAGAUAGUGCUACUGGGACAGAACGGCGUGGGCAAGUCGUCGCUAGCCUUGUCUCUGGCCGGGCAAUCGGACAGAUCCCUCUCUAUAGACUCUGAGACAUGUGGUGAGGGCUUCGAGUGCUCAGUGACAGUCGACGACGAGGACAGCAAAGUCAUCAUUUUUGACAACUGGAAACAGGACUUCUCCACUCUACAGUGUGAUGUGUGUAUCCUGGUCUUCUCAGUGACUGACAGGCGAAGUUUCCACCGCACUGCCCAGCUCCGCCUCCUUCUCAGGGAGUCCCAGCCACACACACCAAUCAUCCUGGUGGGGAACAAGAGCGACCUCGUCCGCUCCCGUGAAAUCAGCUCAGAAGAAGCCCAAUCCAGCAGCAUGAUGUUUGACUGCGUCUACAUGGAGCUCUCAGCCUCCCUGGACCAUGGCACCAACGAGCUGUUGGAGGCCGCAGUUCGGACUGCAAGGGGCGACUGCGUGGGCCCCGGCUGGACCGACGGCGACCCCGGGGCAGGCCGCAGGGAGAGCCUGACCAGCCGGGCCAAGCGCUUCCUGUCGGGGCUGGUACCGCGCUCGUACGGUCGAGACCGGGAUCGGGAUCGGGGCCGCUACAGGGAGAUGAGCCGCCACCGGGGCAGCAAGAUCCUUCGCCAGAAGUCCCGCUCCUGCCAUGACCUCAGCGCACUGUGAUACACACAUACACACACACAUGCAAAGAGACACACUCGCACACAUACACACCAGAUUGACGGAUAUGGGGGAGGUGUAAAGGAUGGAGAGGGAGAAGAGGGUAAAAUGGAAGAUAGUAGUGAUUUGCAGAUGACUAGAUGUAGCGACAAAGGAGGAGAUGGAAGAGACUCACAUGAGUGGUAAAAUUAGAGGGGUGGAAGGACGGGAAUUUAGCAGUGGCGGGUAAAAGUCGAGGAAGGAGAAGAGAGAGAGAAAGUGGGAGGAAAAGUUGGAUAGAUAGAGCUGAAAUCAGCCAGGAUCGCAGCACCGAACUUCUGUGUUCCCCCCUAUCAGUGAAACCAAUUUUGCGAGAGAAAGAGGCCAGGUUGGAGAGAGAAACAGAUAAGGAGGUGAGCUUGAUUUGCUGCUUCCAGCUUGGGUGAAUCAGCAAGCGCUCAUCACCUGAUGAGAGAGCAGGAGAGACAAAAUUAGUGACAGUGGAGAGAGUCACAUCAAGAUGCUGAUUGAAUGCUUACUGUGGCGAAACGGGACGGGGGAGGGGGGGCGUGGGGGGUCACAAAAGAACACACAUCCAAGUAGCACACACUGAUUAUGUAGAGACUGAUAGCAAUCUGAUAGCAAUCUGUGUACCUGUUGUGAACCCUGUUUUAUAGCAUGCCGAGUAGACGAUCUAAGACGUGACCCUGUAGGUUUACAGUUACAUGAUACUGGGUUGACUGUACCUCAGUGGCCAAUAGCUAAUGCACAAUCCAGCUAGUGUCUCUAGCAAUGCCAUCUCAAAGGCAAGACCCUUUAUUUAUGAAAAAAAACGAAACAAAAACGAAAUGCACCUCUGCGCAUUUUUUUUUUUUUUUGGACCACAAUCUUCACACUGCAUCCACCGAUUGUGUCCCGUACUGAUUUUGAAGUGUUUGAUGAUACCACCAAUGGCAUAUGUUCAUGUGUGAUUUUUUUUGUUUUUUAUACGAGGUUAAACACAUCAGCGCCCAAGCCAUAUUUCCGCUGAAUGCACCGUGAGCGAUCAGCACAAAGAACCCUUUACCGAAGUAUGUGGAGCGAAAAAAAAGGUCAAAGUGGCUCUGAGGAAUUGACCGGACUGAACUUUUCUUCAAUAGAAGCUGAGUCACAGAACACCUGGAGGUUCUUGAGGCACAGGAGGACAAACAAGAGAAAACCUAAUCUACCUGUGGCUGUUUGAUGUUUUCUUUCAUCUCUCUCUUUUUACCCACGGGCAUUAUUACGUGUUGAGACGGAAUUCUGUGGAGGCUGGCCACACAAGUGACCCAAAAAGAGAACGUUCUGGAAACGUUGUUUGGAUAUCUCGUCAAGCUUGAGGCAGCGUCACCGAUACAUGCUCACUCAUUUGUCACAGUCUACUAAGCACUCUCGUCUUUCCACUGAGAAUAAAUAUGUUUUUGUUUGACAUCCUGAA